This is a messenger RNA of Parnassius mnemosyne (clouded apollo), 1488 nucleotides long. The record is from the annotation of a GenBank genome assembly. NCBI's taxonomy places the organism in Eukaryota, Metazoa, Arthropoda, Insecta, Lepidoptera, Papilionidae.
AUGAACGGAAUUAAUGUUGUUGCUGACAAAAUUGGCGCAGAAAUAAAUAUCAAGGAAAAACCAAAAUCAAAAAGAGUCAGUAUUAAAGAUAAACUAAUGCAAAUCCGGUCAAAUAUAACUGUUGAACCUAUUAUAGCUUGCUAUAUUAUGUCAAAUGUAUUCUCGGGACUUGCGAUCCAAAAUUUGAACUUGGAGAAAGCAUGUCGAGUAAAUUUGGGCUAUAGCGAUGAAGUAUGUUCGGCGCUAAACAGGAGACAAACCGAAAAUUAUACAAUGGAAGAGUCGGAAGUGCAAAAGUUAACGGCGUCGGUGCAAGCGUGGAAAAACAUUGUUCAAACGACGUUCCCUUGUAUUUUGAUCCUGUUUGUUGGAUCAUGGAGUGACAAAACAGGAAAGCGAAAAGCGUGCAUCCUUUUGCCAAUUGUUGGCGAAGUACUUUGUUGCACGAGUUUCAUUUUGAACACCUACUUCUUCUACGAAUUGCCGUUGGAAAUCACGGCCCUCUCUGAUCUAUUUCCAUCGUUAACCGGAGGUUGGAUUACUGUUUGCGUCGGUGUAUUUAGUUACAUAGGUGAUGUAACGACGAAAGAAAUGAGGACAUUCAGAGUGGGAUUGGCCAAUUUGUGUAUGUCCCUGGGAAUACCAAUCGGAAUGUCUCUGAGUGGCAUACUGUUGCAGCAAAUUGGUUAUUAUGGUAUAUUUGUGAUAUCAAUUUGUCUCUAUCUGACGAGCUUGAUAUAUGGAUAUAUACGUUUAAAAGACCCAAUUAUAUCUGCAGAGCGUCAAAGAGAUCAGCCAGUGGGGUGCCGUGGCUGGGUCUGUUCAUUUUUCGAUGCUCGCCAUGUUCGAGAAACUCUUACGGUAGCCUUUAGAUCUGGACCACGACGAAGAAGGCUCAGGGUCUCGUUACUGAUUGUAGUAGUAUGUGUAAUAUUUGGGCCCCUUCAUGGUGAGAUGAACGUCCUGUAUCUCUUCAUGCGGUAUAGAUUCAACUGGGAUGAGGUGCAAUUCAGCAUGUUCUGUACCUAUAGUAUUAUCACCAACUUAGUAGGCACGCUGUUCUCCAUCAGUAUCUUCAGCGACUUCAUGAAGCUGGACGACACUGUAGUUGGAAUAAUUUCCUGCACUAGCAAGAUUCUCGCUUCUUUUAUAUUUGCCUUUGCAACCACAACCACCGAGAUAUAUAUCGCGCCCUUAGUUGAAAUAUUCAACGGCACUUCUUUUAUUGCCAUGCGUUCCAUUGCGUCCAAGUUAGUGACCAGCGAAGAAUUGGGAAAAGUAAACUCAUUGUUUGGAUUGGCAGAAGCUAUGAUGCCUUUGGUGUAUGGUCCUCUCUACUCUAGGGUGUAUAUGGCUACUUUAACUGUGCUGCCUGGAGCAGUAUUUCUACUUGGAGCCGGUAUGACUGUUCCUGCUGUAGCUAUUUUUGGGUGGAUGUAUUUCGAACAAAGAGAAGAUACUAAACAAGUUGAAGAAGUGGACAAUUAA